Molecule: messenger RNA, 3790 nt
Organism: Beta vulgaris subsp. vulgaris (sugar beet)
Lineage: Eukaryota; Viridiplantae; Streptophyta; Magnoliopsida; Caryophyllales; Amaranthaceae
Exons: 2
Coding region: 362-2872 (836 amino acids)
Source: RefSeq, a predicted model, not a curated record
CACACACUCUCAUAUUAGUUAUUAGUCAUUUCCUCCUCAUUUAUCUCUCUCCCUUCCCAUUUUCUCUCUCCUCUCUAAUUAACCAUCACUCACUGCGAAACAACUUCGCCAAAAAAUUUGCUGUAACAAACCCACCUUUCAAACGAAAAUCACUGACUUUUCCAGAUCAUUCAAUUCUCCUUUCCUUUUAUUUCUCUCUCUCCUCUUAACAUGGAAAAUCGCCGGAAAAACAAACUCCGGCGAAAACCAACGGUAUUUUCCGGCUAAAUUUGUCUAUCUGAACAACAAACAACAAACCCAGAAAACAAACAUCCUUAAACAAAGUAACAAUCCCCCAUUUUGUAAAGUUUUGUCGGAGGGAAUGUCGGCGACAGGGGAAGUUAUGGGGGAAGAAGCGACGGCGAAGGCCGUACAUAAGAGGUACGAAGGUUUAGUGAUGGUUAGGAACAAAGCAGUACGAGGUAAAGGUGCGUGGUAUUGGGCUCAUUUAGAGCCGUUGUUGGUUCAUAACGCCGACAAUGGUUUACCAAAGGCAGUGAAGUUAAAGUGUUGUUUGUGUGAUACUAUGUUUAGUGCUUCUAAUCCAUCUAGAACUGCUUCUGAACAUCUUAAAAGGGGUACUUGUCCUAAUUUUAGUUCUCCUACAACUACUCCUACACCUUUGUCAUCUGUUUCUCCACCACCACCACCACCACCUCAACUACCUAGUAUUGAGUCGCAAUCUCAAUCUCAGUGUCUUUCGUCUGGUGGUGGACAUGCAGUUAGUACGAAUACUAAUGUUACGCCGGUGGUGGCUGUUACGCCGCCGGCGCAGUACAACCACCGGAAGAGGAGUUCUUCAUCGUCUUCCGGUGGUGGUACUGUAAGUGUUGGCGUUGGUGGGAAUACACCGAAUGCAAACACCAACGCCAACACUAAUAGUAAUAGUUCUAUGGGGAAUACUACUGUGAGUGUUGCCCCAUAUGUUGCGCCUAUUAGUGUGAUUGACCCGUCUAGGUAUUCGUCUGAGAUGGGUUUUUCAGGUGGUGGUGCAUUGGUGGUUCAUCAUCAAGCAACACAGCAUCAUCAUGGUAAUGUUCAACAAAAUCAACAAUUGGCAUUGGUGGGUAGUGGUGGUGGAGGUGGUGGAGGAAGUGGUUGUGGUGGUGGAGGGAGAGGGGAUGAUUUGUCGGAUGCUCGAGGUAUGUUUGAGGAUAGUAUAAAGAGAUUGAAGAGUCCUAAAGCAUCACCUGGGCCUGCUUUAAGCAAGUCUCAAGUUGAAUGUGCUCUUGAUUAUUUGAGUGAUUGGGUGUAUGAGUCAUGUGGGUCUGUGUCAUUUUCAAGCCUUGAGCAUCCUAAGUUUAAGGCCUUUCUUAAUCAAGUGGGUGUUCCUGAGGUUUCUAAGAGGGAGGUUUGUGGGUCUAGGUUGGAUUCUAGGUAUGAUGAGAUGAGGAACGAGUCCGAGGUUAGAAUUAGGGAUGCUAUGUUCUUUCAAAUUGCUUCUGAUGGGUGGAAGCCUAAGGGUACUUUUGAGGAGAAUUUGGUGAAUUUGACUGUCAAUUUACCCAAUGGUACUAGUGUUUAUCGCAGGGCGGUUUUUACGGGUGGUCAGGUGCCUUGUAAGUAUGCUGAGGAGGUUUUGUGGGAGACAAUGGCAGAUAUCUGUGGCAAUGCCUUGCAGCAGUGUGUAGGAAUUGUAGCUGAUAAGUUUAAGAACUCAGCAUUAAAGAAUUUAGAGACUCAGAAUCAAUGGAUGGUUAAUCUUUCUUGUCAGUAUCAGGCCUUUAAUAGUUUGAUCAAGGAUUUUUACAGGGAGCUUCCUUUGUUUAAGAAUGUUGCUGAGAAUUGCCUUAAGCUUGCGAACUUUGUGAACAACAAAACCCAGGUGCGAAAUAGCUUCCACAAGUACCAAUUGAGGGAGUAUGGUCUUGCUGGUUUACUUCGAGUGCCCAUGAAAGAGCACGAAAUUUUGAAUUUCGAGCCUGUUUAUGCAUUGAUAGAAGACAUAAUUAGCUCAGCUCGAGUGCUGAAUUUGGUACUUUUAGAUGAAUCAUACAAGAUAGUCUCAAUGGAGGACCCGAUUGCCAGGGAAUUUGGGGAAAUGAUUCGGGAUAUGGGGUUUUGGAAUGACUUGGAAGCAGUGCGGUCGUUGGUAAGAUUGGUGAAGGAAAUGGCUCAUGAGUUUGAAACUGAUAGGCCUUUAGUUGGACAAUGCCUGCACCUGUGGGAAGAGCUUAGGACCAAGGUGAAAGAUUGGUGUGUUAAGUACCACAUUGCUGAAGCUCUCAUUGAGAAGGUGAUCGAACGACGGUUCAGGAAAAACUACCAUCCUGCUUGGGCUGCUGCUUACAUUUUGGACCCUCUUUAUUUGGUAAGGGACAGCAGUGGGAAGUACCUUCCACCCUUCAAAUACCUGACACCCGAGCAAGAGAAGGAUGUGGACAAGCUUAUUACUAGAUUAGUUUCGAGGGAGGAAGCACACAUUGCAUUAAUGGAACUAAUGAAAUGGAGGACAGAAGGGCUUGAUCCUGUUUAUGCACAAGCUGUACAGUUAAAACAGAGAGAUCCCAACACUGGAAAGAUGAAAAUUGCAAAUCCUCAUGGCAGUAGGCUUGUUUGGGAAACUUAUCUUCCUGAAUUUAAGUCACUAGCAAAGGUGGCUAUUAGACUUAUCUUUCUUCAUGCCACGACUCGUGGGUUCAAAUGCAACUCGUCAUUCUCGAAAUGGGUUCAGGCUCAUGGUCGCUCGAGGUUGGGAAUGGACAGGGCUCAGAAGUUGAUUUUCAUUGCUGCUCAUUCUAAGCUUGAGAGAAGGGAUUUCACUAGUGAUGAAGAUAAGGAUGAGGAGCUUUUUGCAUCUGCAACUGGUGAGGAUGAUGUCUUGAAUGAGUAGCUGGAGCUUCGGAUGAUGAAACUGUUGGACUUGGAAGGCCUCCUUAGGUCAGUCAGUAAUAGCAUGGAGGAAGAAAAGGAAGCUGUAAAAAUUAUCAGCAGAAAAUAAACACGGUAACUGCCAAAUUCACUUUGUCUAAGGCCUGAUACGCUGUUAAUAUUUGUUUGGAUUUGGACAGAGGCAUAGAUUGCAAAGCAUUGCAAUUGAACAAGAGUAAUAAGUCUUUUUAGCUGGAGUUGCACUUGGUUUUGCUGGUUUCCAUAUCAUCUUCAAAUGUUUCUAGCUUUGAGUGUGCACACCAGAGCAUGGAACCCCACCAUAAAAGGAAGUGGGAGUCCUUUUUGAAGCUUUGGUGGUUACUGGUUACUGUGGUUCAGCUAAAAAUGAAAAAGAAAGUUAAUUUGGGGGGUCUCUCAUUAUAUCAAAUCAGAAACUUUGGGUUAAGCUAGCUUCUGUUUGAAAUAAUCAACCUUUAGCUCAUCAUGUUCAUGCAAAUGACUGAUUGGUUGAUGCAUCCCGUCUUUGUGUGAGUACUGUUUCACGGAGGACCCCAAAAAUGACGCAAAGACUGUCGGAAAGAAAUAAACAGAUGAGAGCCUGAUAGAGAUUUUGCAACAAAUCUGAUUUGAAUCAGGAUUUGCAACACCAAUCUGAUGAUUUUGCAGGUGAUAGGGAGGAUUUAAGUCAAUAUUAGAGUAGGCAUUAUUUGAGUUUUUUGUACAUUUGCUUCUAAUCUAAGUUUUCAACUUUUAGUUUAGUCCUUUUCAUAAUUCUCUUAGAUCUUUAUGUCAAUAAUAUGUUCAUUCUUUGUUAGUUAAGAUGAUGCUGAGUUGCCAAAUUUGUCGCUGCAACAGUAUUGACAAAUUGACAUCUUAUUGGUUCAUUUUUAUAAUGGUGGAUUUCCAAGUCUGAUAUCAA